Mycena indigotica is the source of this 7090-nucleotide messenger RNA. RefSeq lists its product as uncharacterized. Gene Ontology annotation, cellular component: nuclear RNA-directed RNA polymerase complex. Gene Ontology annotation, molecular function: helicase activity; metal ion binding. Gene Ontology annotation, biological process: regulatory ncRNA-mediated heterochromatin formation. Lineage: Eukaryota; Fungi; Basidiomycota; Agaricomycetes; Agaricales; Mycenaceae. The transcript has 17 exons. The coding region runs from base 1 to 4836 and encodes 1611 amino acids. The record is from RefSeq and is a predicted model, not a curated record.
AUGCCUCCCUGUCGCUUCCACAACACCCCCAGUGGCUGCAAAUUUGGUGACAAGUGUUCAUUCUCGCAUUCUGGGUCAUCUCGACCUAGCCAAGCCACCCGUCCACCAAGGCCGCCCAACAACAACAACCAAGAGAAUCCUAACGCUCCCCCUGGUAUUUGCAACUUCUACUGGUCGCGGGGCACCUGCAAUCGAGAGUUCAAUUGUAAAUACCGCCACGAGAGAAGCACUUCAGCAGCAAGCUCCUCGAGGUCAGCUCAUCCUCCCAUGUGGAGAGAUGCUACAGCAUCCAAUGCUUCACCAACAAAGGAUAUGUCGCCUACAGAAAUGCACCGACGCUUAAAGCGCUUCUUGCAGGAUGAUUUUCGAUUCCGGAGGCCUAUCGAAGUCUACCCAUUCGUGUCCCUUUUAUCAUCCAUCAAUGUUUCUGACUCGGCUUGGACUGAAGCUGCGCCUUUGCUACUCACUUCACUCGCGCAGGACAAUGGUCUAUUGCGAAUCAACGACGUGUUGCGCUGGGAAGAAGUCUCCACUAGAGUAGCUUUGAACGGUCAGGCCCUCUCGUUCAAACGCGGCUUUUUCCCGUUGCUUAAAUUCUAUGCUUCUGAUCUUGUCAUCAAGAGCACACUUCACCAGCUAGUCAACGGUCUUUACCAGAGCAUCUUGGACAAUUUCGAGCCUUGGUCCACGAAUCUGACCAUAUGCAUGCGCCAUAUAAUCGAAACUGGGUCCUUCGGUGAUACAUCUGAGAGCGGGACUGACGCUAAAUCAAUCGGAAUUCAAUUGUUUACCUCACUUGUCAAGAUUUUCUAUGAAAUCUUGACGCGGUUCAAAAAUGUUUCUAUCAGAUAUCCAACACUGCCCGAGGUCGUUCACGAACUCCGCCAGUGGGUCGAAGCUUGGGUUGAUGGUGUUACAGCUUCCCCUCCCUCCUUCACGGACGCAUUCACAACACUCCCCGUCGCAUCACGUGAUCACAUCGUACAACAUCUGAGAGGUCAAAUUACCCGAAUUGUCGCUAUUGUCGAUCGGGAACAACGGCGUAUGGACCAGAAGCAAUCGUCGCCCUUUAUUGCUCCCCGACAGACACAUUCACAAGAGGGACUUUCUGCAGCACUACGGGCAAUAUUCGAGACCGAAGGUCCUGGUGCCCUUCGCAUUGCCGGACCACGACACGAUAACGAUUCUACGGACAUCGCCGAAAUCAAGAUCGCGCCAACUCACGGAGAGCUCGUUUCGUUGCUUUUGCCUUUUUUACCUGCCAAUUAUCAUGGUGCCCCACACCAUCUGCCUACCGAGAGCAUGGAGCGCUUACUUGACAUCCAAUUUCGCUUAUUGCGCGAGGAACUCACCUCCUCUCUUCGCUCGGCCGUGCAGUUGGUGCGAAAUGACUUGAUCCAAAUGUCACCACAAACAACCUUGACCAAGCUACUAAAAAGUCGUGGAGGGAAAUAUCGCGGCCAGGCGGAUGAACAAGUAAUGUUCAAUCUAUAUACCAACGUUGUUUUUGUUGCGAUGCCUCCGGACCGCCGCGGUCUGUCUGUGGAGCUCUCAUUCGAUACGCCGCCCGGUCGAGCGCGCCAGUCUUCUCCAAAGAGUCGCAUGUCAUUCUGGGAAGGUGUCAGCGGAAAACGACUCAUUCAAGGCGGUCUUGUCGCCCUUCUUUGGCAGUCAGGAACGGAUAUUCAUGUCUAUCUGGCUACCAUCGCAAGUAAUUUGAAGAGUCUUACUGAGUCAGCUGGACGCAGUGGUGGCGACAGUCGUGUCACAAUCCGCGUCGCUUUUUUUAGUCCUGAUAUCGAGCUUCGUGCCCUCAAUGCACUGAAGAAUCGUGACCUGGCUGAAACCGGCCUCAAGCUGCUAAUCGAGGCUCCUGUCAUGUUCGAGGCAAUCCGUCCGUUCCUUGAAGCAUUGCGCAGGGAACCGGAGUCGUUACCUUUCGCAGAAUAUCUUGUGCAUCGCCACAACGAUUUCUUCGUCUCGCGGUCCAUUACUCCGCCUCAAUAUGCGCUUGUCCCUGGUUUCAAGUUCGAACUGGCGUCUCUGUUCCCACCCGAAGCGGCUGUAGCAAGUCUUGAACUUGAUGUUUCCAGUCGAACUUCGAUCAUGAAUGCCAGGGAACAACUCAGAACCGCAAGUCGACUGGAUCCUAGUCAGGCGGAUGCUGUGAUCGACACCAUGGUCCGCGAACUCUCCCUGAUCCAAGGACCGCCUGGGACCGGAAAGUCCUUCACUGGCGUUGAAAUCCUUCGCGUUUUGCUUGCAAACAAGAUUGGCCCUAUUCUGAUGAUUGCGUUCACCAACCAUGCCCUAGACCAUCUUCUUACAAGUGUCUUGGACGCAGGCAUCACCAAUAACAUUGUGCGGCUUGGCUCCCGUUCUGCAGAUGAACGAAUCUCCCAAUUCUCGCUUGAAACCCUUGAAUUUGCUGCAGGUCGAUCCAGAUUACACAAUUCAUUCAAGAACCACUACCAUGACCUCAAAAAAGUGCAGGAGAAGAUUGACAAGUUGAUGAAAGCAUACAUCAAUGCAACAGUGCCGACCGACGAGCUCAAAAAGCACCUUGAGUUCGGGUAUCCCGAGCACUGUGAACACUUGUACAUGUGCCCUCCGGAUUUUGUUCGAGAGCUUUUGGCAUCUGACGAAGGCGAGGGUGGUGAUUGGGAGCAUGUCAACAAGCAGGGGAAGGUCGAAACAGAAGACAAGUCCAUCUAUGCUUUUUGGCAGCAAGGGCGUGAUCUCUCAUACAUUGAAGCGUCGAUUGUUGAGCAAAGCAAGCGCCAACGGGAGGUGGAGAAACAGUCUCGUAAUAACCGUUUCGACAUCUUGGCUGACAUGGACGCUGAAGAACAACACGAACGAGUACCUGAACUAGAAGACGAUUCAGGAAUUGAUGACGAUGAAGAUGUCGAGGACAUCAAAGAGCUCUGGGAGCAGGAUUGGCUGUCUCUGCCGAGCGAAAGUUCGAUACGCGAGGCUGCGUCAACACCAGCUGCCGGGAACGAUGAUGAAAAUGGCAAUCCCUCACCAACCGAGCCUCUGAGUCCCCGAACGGUACAAAUGCCGCUGCUCGACCAAACACCAGAAAUAGUCACACCGACAAGGAAUUUUCUAUCGCGCCAGGUUCUGAACUCGGACCGGCCUCUUGCGCAUCUUCUCUCCGAAGGGACAAUGUGGAGCUUCUCCAGGAGAGAGCGCAACCGCCUUCACGAAUUUUGGUCACGUGAGAUCAGGGAACAAUUGGAUAUCAAUCGACUCGAAGAAUUUGAGGCGCUGAGAAGAGAGUACGAAACGAUCUUGAAGAAUAACCAGGAGAGCCAAGACGAGAUUCGCCGAACCCUGCUUCAGUCACGAGAUAUUGUUGGAUGCACUACCACUGGGGCCGCAAAAUUGACAUCAUUAUUGCAGGCGUGUUGCAGUUUAGCCCCACGGGUGAUGCUCGUCGAAGAGGCUGGUCAAGUGCUCGAAGCGCACAUUCUGGGUAGUCUGGUGCCGUCUAUAGAGCAUCUCAUCCUUAUUGGAGACCCUCUCCAACUACGACCGACACUGAAUAACUACUCGCUUUCGAUGGACAAUCGGCGUGGACGAGAGCUGUUCAAGUUCGAUAUGUCACUCAUGGAACGCCUUUCGUCUAACAACCUGGCCAUGUCCCAAAUCAACGUCCAGAGACGAAUGCGACCAGAAAUCUCGAGCUUAAUACGCAACACCCUUUAUCCCUCACUCGAAGACCAUUCGCUUGUCAAAUCCUACCCUCCUGUUCGUGGCUUUGCAAAGAACGUCUUCUUCUUCAACCACUCCCAUCGUGAAAACGACGGUGGUGAGGAAUCAUCCAGCAAAUAUAACACGUUCGAGGUUGAAAUGAUUAAAGACCUUGUCUUGCAUCUACUUCGCCAAGGAUGUUACUCAGACGAGGGAGACAUCGUCGUCUUAUGUGCCUAUCUUGGGCAACUUGCUCGCGUCAGAGAUGCUCUCGCUGGUCUUAAGGAAAUUGCCGUCUUAAUCGAAGGCAAGGACCAGCAAGAUCUAGCUGAACAAGAAGAAGAGCUUGAUGAUCACGGUCACAUCGAGCACGUGAAGGUGACAAAGCGCGUUCGGUUGAGGACAAUCGACAAUUAUCAAGGCGAAGAAGCCGAGAUUGUCAUUCUUUCGACUGUGCGGAAUGUGGGCUCCCAAGAGGAUAGUUCGCAUAUGCAUGGCCGCCCAACUAUAGGCUUUCUUGCUUCCGAGAAUCGUACAAAUGGCGAUGCAGUUGCAUUAUCUAGAGCAAAACAGGGCCUUUUUAUACUUGGUAACUCUGCGCAGCUGUCCUCAAGAAGCAAAAUGUGGCGGGAAGUAAUAGAGCAACUCGAAAGCGUGGAAUGUGUUGGGGAUGCUUUCCCAGUUUCUUGCCAUCGCCAUCCAGAGACGAUUAAAAUGAUCUCUCAGCCCGGAAAAAUCACUCUAUUUGCGCCAGAUGGUUUGUUCAACUUGUUGCGUCUGGUCAAGUUAGCUAAUUUAUAUAGGGGGCUGUCUCGAACCAUGUGCCUAUCGCCUAAAGUGUGGUCACUUGUGUCAAUUCAAGGUAUAUAUAACACAAGCCUUGUGCAGGUAUCUCGGCUCACUAUCACCAACAGUGCCAUCCCGAUGACCCAAAACACGUCGCAGUCAAAUGCGCAGAGCCCUGCCCUCGCCUUUGUUCGCGUGGACACCCCUGCGAGAAAGAGUGUUCACAGGAUUGUGGUCACUGUCGAUUCUUGGUUCGAGAUGUUCAGCUUCCAUGUGGUCAUCGAUCUGCAGCAGUUGAAUGUUGGCGAAUGGACGAUCUGUCAGAUGUCCGAUGCACUGAAAUUGUGCUGAAGCACUUUGCCAAAUGUGAACAUUCUGUGUCGGUGCAAUGUUCCGUAGACCCUUCAGACCUUUCAUGCGUUGCUCCAUGCAAUGGGACCAUGACAUGUUGUGGUCGCACUUGCUCUGCCAAAUGCUAUGAAUGCCAGUCGCUCAACGACAAGAUUCCCGGUCAAAAUAUUAACCGACAAAACCAUCUCCAACAUCAGUGCCAAAAGCUCCUGUUUUGUGGUCACAUGUGCUUCAAACUGUGCUCGACAAAUCACGAAUGCGCGACUGUUUGUCAACAGCAGUGCCGCCAAGAAUGUGCCCAUUCGCGUUGCAAGGACUAUUGCUCGUCACCAUGUGCGCCGUGCAUGGAGGAUUGUGUGUGGGCUUGCUCUCAUCGCGGACGAUGUCCUUUGCCCUGUGGAUCGGUGAUCAUUCAAAUAAUCUUCAUGACAUGUCUAUUGACCUUUUCAAGGUUUGCUCUCGUCUUCCCUGUGAUCUUCCGUGUCAGAAACGUCUCAAGUGUGGUCACCAAUGCCCUUCAGGUAGGCCCAUGAAUGCCAUCAGCAGCUGUUUAAUGACUUGGGUCAUCAGUUUGUGGAGAAGAUUGCGCCAUUCAGCUUUGUGCCGAAUGCGCCAGUCCUAGCCAGAAGCAAGACGUUGUCGACAUGCUCAUGUUCCGCAAGUUGGAAGAUGUCGACCCGUCUGAAGGAACCUUAGGCGACUUGCUCAUUACUCUCAAAUGCAAGCACGUUUUCACCGUCGAGACUUUGGAUGGUCUUGUCGGGCUGAGUGGUUUCUAUACUCAGAACGACGACGAAACAUGGCGGGGACUCUGCUCUCCUGAACUUGGUGGCGAGGCACGAGCUCCCCCGGCAUGCCCAACUUGUCGACAAGCGAUUACAUCCAAUCGAUACGGACGAGUUUUCAAAUCAGCUGAUUUGGAUAUCUUAGAACGCAAUGUUAUCUCGACAAUGACGAAGCGCCUUGCCAAGCUUCAGACCGCGAUGGAGGGUGUUUCCAAGGACAACAUGGCUGAUAGGCUGAACGGCGACAGUAAAAAGAUAACACUGUCUGUAUCGACCAAAUCUGAAUCCGAGAAGACUCAACGGAAGCAAGUGAGGCAGCGCAAGGCUGCUCUAACUGCCAACGAAACGAAGGAAUUGCCCAUUUCGGUGGAGCAUCUUGUUCCAACCUCGGCGUUACAUGGUGUCUCGACUAUCCUUAAUGAUGCCUGGAAGCGCGCCACCCAGGGAUUGGUUCAACUGUACGGAGAUGCCACCAAAAUUGCAUCCAUGCGGUCAGCCCAUAUGAAUGCAUGGGAGGCUGCGUUUUCGAGCCUGUACCGCCAGGAAAUGGACAGAGCGAUGGAUAAUCCCCUUCGUGCGCCUCGCCACCCAGCAGAACACGCAAUGAGAAUGGCUGCACUCCAGGUCGGCCAAUUGAAACCAAUCGCAGACCGUCGUUUCAUUGUCGAGGCAUUUUGGGCGACGAUCAACCUGCGCUUCAUCAUGGCUGAUCUGGCGCGGACGUGGAUGCCGGAGCUAGUCCAAAAUACCAAGAAUUUGUCAAAGGAGGAGAGCAUGAAAUGGGCUCGCUUUGGGUCCUUCGUGCUCAAUAGUUGCAUCCAUGACGCUGAGUUGGCAUUCUCCAUUGCUGAGAAAGCCGGCUCGCGGAGACAAAUGACGACAAGUCGUGUGUUGGAGAUGAGAGCGCAGUUUGAGCGAUUCCGGUUCAAUGUUGACAUGGUGCGAGCAGCAAGCAUGUUCCAGGAGAGCCGCCAACAGUUAUUGAACGACAUCGUGAAGGAAAUCGAGAAGGCCCAGCAAACUCUGAAGGAAACGAGUAGGGCACACUUGAAGGAAGAUCAGCAAUGGCUCAGGGACAGCUUCAAGAGCCCGGCGGAGGCCAUCCUCUCUGAGUGGGAAAAACUACAAGUCAGCAUUGCGGGAGAUACUUUCUAUCAAGAGGUUUCUUUGGACGAGAAGCUGAAGAUUGUGCAAGCACUCAACUUUUGUGUGUUUUUUAUAUCAUUCUUUGACAGAGCUGAAGCUUUCCUCCAGCGCACACAGGCCAUUUCUACACUUGUCCGCAAGGGCAUGUUUAUGUAAUCACGGAAUGCGGUGGUGCAAUGCAACAGUCUCGCUGCCCAGAGUGCGGCGCGGCAAUAGGAGGGACCAACCACAAUCUUGAUGCCAGCAAUUCGCGUGCUACAGAAUUUGAGAAUUUGGGUAGGCAAGCUGGGGCAGAGCAGAGUCCGUGGGCUUGGGGUCGAUAA